This is a messenger RNA of Lutzomyia longipalpis, 5394 nucleotides long. RefSeq lists its product as uncharacterized. Bases 1 to 5394 code for a protein of 1797 amino acids. Gene Ontology annotation, molecular function: nucleic acid binding. The transcript has a single exon. Gene Ontology annotation, biological process: DNA integration. The record is from RefSeq and is a predicted model, not a curated record. Lineage: Eukaryota; Metazoa; Arthropoda; Insecta; Diptera; Psychodidae.
AUGGCGAAUCAAGAAGCAUCAACUAGCAAGAGACUCGAGCAAUCUCUCUCAAAGUUGCACAGAGAGCGUGGACGCGUGAAAGGUCGACUUACAAGGGUAGAGACAUACCUCAACUCAACAGAGAGUUUCACAGUGGAGCUCCUAGCAGUUCAUGAGGAAAAUCUUCCUGAGAUCAAAGCCGACUUCAAGAAAGUUCAAGCACUCAUUUAUGAUCUCGUCACAGACACUCAGAUGCAAGAUGAAGAAAACGAAGAGCAACAAUUCAAUGAACGAUGGUUGUGUGUUGCAGCAAGCAUCAAACAGUGCUACAAUAGCAUUUUACAAUCAUCAGCGGGAGACAGUGACAACACAUUAAAUUCAAACAACGUCAUGGAAAAGCUUGCGACAGCACUCGAAAGGCUUUCACUGAACAGGGAGUCGGCAAUUCAACCAAGAAUCAAGCUUCCUGAUCUUCCCAUGGCGAAAUUCACAGGCAAAUACUCAGAAUGGGAAUCGUUCAGAGACGUAUUCUUGUGCAACAUUCACAACAAUCCAGCACUGACAGCAGUGCAAAAGUUUCAAUAUCUCAAGGGGCUUCUCAUCGAGAAAGCGGAGUCCAUCAUCAAGCAUCUCAGGGUGACCGAGGAAAAUUACACAAAGGCCUGGGAAAUCCUUGAGGAACGUUUCAGCAAGAAGCACAAUGCAGCAGAGGAGCUCGUACAACUCUUCAUGAAUCAGCCAACAUUGACCAAACAGGACUCCACAGCACUCAGAAAAAUGUAUGACAUUGCUCGUGAAGUCACCAAUGGGCUCAAUUCUCUCGAUUGCGAUGAACGAGACGUCUGGCUCAUCCACAUUUACAUCAACAAAAUGGAUCAUGAGACCAAGACACUAUGGGCGCGUGAGAACAAUGGCUCUGAGAUUCCAACAUUCAGCAAAUUCUUGGAGUUUCUCGACGAACGAUGCAACAGUCUCGAGUCCAUUCAACUGAAAUCCACUGUCAGCAACAAUCAGGGUCAAUCCAAAGCAGCUGAUUCCUCAUCAAAGGGCGCAAAACCCAAAAUCCUCAACAAGGAUUCACACAAUCCAACACAAAAUCAGAAAUCAUACACAAUACAUGAGCAACACGCGUGCAAGAUUUGCGCACAGACAGGACAUGCAGUGUUUCACUGCCCAACUCUCACAGCAGCCAACGCUCAGAAGCGACUGCAGUUGGUUCAGGAAGCACACCUGUGCACAAAUUGCCUCAAGGCUACACACACAGUGGAGUCAUGCAAGGGCUCAAAUUGCAAGCAGUGUCAAUUGCGUCACAACACAUUGCUCCAUGAUGCCUUCUCCAAACCAGCAGAGACGUCAUCUACAAAAGCAAAGCCACAAGACACAAAACCAAUCAACAAACCUGAACCCCAGCCAAGCACAAGUACAACCAACAUGGUCGUGGCUAGCACAUUGCACACACAGGACGAUUCAACACAGAACAAACGAUACGAGAUUCUUCUUCCCACGAUCAGUCUGUUCGUCACGGGGGCAGAUGGAAGAUAUUAUCGUUGUCGGGCAUUCUACGAUUCAUGCAGCCAGCCAAAUCUCAUCACAAGACGUUUCGCUGAGAAAGCAUUCUUGCAGCUUCAACCAACAACACUUCGCCCUCUCAAGGGAAUUACACAGCAAACAAUGAAUCUGCAAUACACAGUCACAGCCACUAUCACGUCCAGAGACAAGAAAUUCAGUCAAACAGUGAAUUUCGUAGUGGUUGAUGAGAUUGCGGACAGGCAACCAAAUUUCGAUAUGGACAUCAGCAUGGUGUUCCCAUCAGACAUCACACUUGCAGAUCCUGAGUUCAACAAACCAGGCAGAGUGGACAUGCUUAUCGGUGCACAACUGUUCGGUAAGACUCGUCGCAUGGGCGCAUUUGGCGAAUCUCCUGAGUUCACAGAGACAGCUUUCGGAUACAUAGCAUCAGGCUCAAUCUCUAUGGAUGCCAACACUGACAACAACACAUGCUUUCUCACAAUGGAAGCUGACUCAUUGCACCAAAUGAUCGAGAAAUUUUGGAAAAUCGAGGAAGCUGAGAACAAUUCAUCAAAGCUCACACCAAAUGAGCAAUACUGCGAGCAACACUUCGUAGAAAAUACAACACGAGAUGAAAGUGGACGUUUCAUUGUGCGUCUACCCACAAAGGAGAAUCUUCAUUCAAUCGGGGAUACAAAGUCUGCCGCACUCAAGCGAUUUCUCUACAUGGAGAAGAAGCUUCAACGUGAUCCCAAACUCAAGGAACAAUACGUAAGCUUCAUGCGGGAGUACGAACGUCUGGGCCACAUGCGUCCAGAACCCGAAUCAUAUCAGUCAGAUCUACCAGAGAUCUAUCUGCCACACCACGCGGUCAUCAAGACAUCGUCAAAGUCAACUCCCGUCAGAGUGGUUUUCGACGGCUCAGCAAAAUCUUCUACAGGCAUCUCAUUCAACGAUGUUCUGCUAGUCGGACCCAAAGUACAAGACGACUUGCUUCCGAUACUACUCAGAUUUCGUCAAUAUCUCAUUGCAAUCAAAGCAGAUAUCAGGAAAAUGUUCCGCCAGAUUGGAGUUCAUGAAAAGGAUCAAGUCAUGAUAAAGAUUUUCUGGAGGGAAUCACCUGAUCAACCACUCAUCACAUAUCUUUUGACCACAGUCACCUAUGGCACCGCCUGUGCCAGCUAUCUGAGCACACGUUGUAUGCAGCAACUUGUCCAGGAAGAGGGUGACAACUAUCCACUCGCAAAACAGCCAGCAACCAGUGAUUUCUACGUUGACGAUUUCAUGUCAGGGCAAGACAGCGUUGCCGAUGCUACAGAACUUUGCGCACAAAUUCACAGCCUCAUGAAACAAGGGGGUUUUGAACUCACAAAAUGGGUGUCAAAUAAUCCAGAAGUCAUCCAACAAUUUCCACCGGAAGAGCACGAACUUGAACCAUGCCUUGGACUUAGUCCAGAUGACACCGUUAAAGCACUGGGCUUGAAAUGGAACACAAAAUUGGACACAUUUGCUUUCGAUGCUAUUCCGUACACAGACAAACUCACAAAACGCACCAUGCUAUCCGAAAUAUCCAAGAUCUACGAUCCAUUGGGCCUACUCACACCAAUCACGAUCACAGCAAAGAUUAUGAUGCAAGCUCUCUGGCUCAACAAGGUAGAUUGGGACACAGAUAUUGAGGAUUCUGAAAUUCUGAAACAAUGGGCAGAACUUCAACAAAGCUACAAGGAUAUGCACAUGAUCAGCAUUCCACGCAGAAUCACUUCACACGCACCACCUUACACUGCAGAGCUGAUUGCAUUCUCUGACGCAUCCACCAAAGCUUACGCCGCGUGCAUCUACGUACGUACUGUAUCAACGGAUGGGGAAGUUUGCUGCAGACUCCUCUGCGCCAAAAGCAGGGUGGCGCCAAUCAAACCACUUUCAAUACCACGCUUGGAGUUGUGUGGAGCAUUGAUGGCAACACAGUUGAUUCGUUUGGCAACAUCAUCUUUGACAAUCCGCAUCGAUUCAAUCAAAGCAUUCACAGAUUCCACAGUAGUUCUGCAUUGGUUGGCAGCCGAAGAUCCACGCAAAUGGAAGACAUUCGUUGCCAAUAGAGUUGCUGACAUACAGAGUACACUUCCACGCGAACACUGGGAUUACGUACCAUCAGAACACAAUCCAGCAGACGUUGCAUCUCGAGGAACCACAGCUAGAGAACUCUCAAAUGACUCACUCUGGUGGCAUGGACCAAACCUCGAAGUGUGCGGACUGCCAGAGCAGCAAUUGCAAAUCACAGAAGACGAGACAAUUCUUGAACAGAGAGUCCUCUCCGUACAUCACACAAAUCCUUUCUGGGAAAUCAUCAAGCAUUACUCACAAUUCUCAAGGCUCGUCAGAGUUAUUGCUUAUUGCAACAGAUUCAUUCACAACAAACUGCUUUGCAAACGAGAAAAUACCGCACGACGCACUGGACCUCUACAAGUGAGUGAGCUGGAUCGUGCCAGGCUACAAAUCGUCAAGGCAGCACAACAAGAAUCAUUCGCAGAAGACAUUCACAAUUUGCAACGCAACAAGGAGGUUUCACGAAAGUCAUCCAUUCGGAAUCUCAACCCCUUCCUGGACGAUGAGGGCAUCCUCAGAGUUGGUGGCAGGAUCGAAAAAUCAAACCUCAAAUACAAUCAAAAGCAUCAGAUUCUUCUUCACUCAAAUCAUCACCUCACAGAGCUCAUUGUCAGGAAGUGCCACGCAGAUACACUCCACGGGGGCCAUCAGCUUGUAUUGUCAUUCGUCAGGCAGCAAUACUGGCCAAUCAGGGGAAUCAACAUAGUGAAGAAGAUCGCCAGAAACUGCAUCCAAUGUUUCAAAACCAAUCCCAAGCUCAGUGAACAGAUGAUGGGCAAUCUACCAGCUUCAAGAGUCGACACUGAAUUCACAAAACCAUUCAAACGCAUUGGCAUUGAUUUUUGCGGUCCGUUCAUGGUCAAACCUCCACUCCGACGUUCUGCAGUAGUCAAGGUCUACGUGGCAGUAUACAUUUGCAUGGUGACACGAGCAAUUCAUCUAGAACUCGUUCAUGAUCUCACAUCAGAAGCAUUCAUUGCCAGUCUUCGUCGUUUUUGUGGUCGCAGGGGGCGUCCAACUGACAUUUACUGCGACAACGGCAAGAAUUUCGUCGGGGCUGCAAAUCAACUCACAGAACUUCACAAAUUUCUUCGCGCAAACGAUCCUCAAGAUGCGAUCAUCACAUAUUCCUCAGAGCAAGGCAUCAACUUCCAUUUCAUCCCACCAUAUAGCCCUCAUUUUGGUGGUAGUUGGGAGGCAGGCGUGAAAAGCUUCAAAACACAACUCAAACGCGUCGCAGGAAACACUGUUUUCACCACUGAGUCUCUGGAAACAAUAAUGGUGGAAAUCGAGGCAAUCCUCAAUUCACGUCCUCUGUGUUCCCUGUCCAAUGAUCCCAAUGAUUACACAGCACUCACACCCGGACAUUUUCUCGGGACAAUUCCAGACAUCAUUCCCAAUCAGGACUUGACGCACAUUCAGCAAAAUCGACUCUCCAAAUGGCGAUUGAAUGAGCAAAUUCUUCAACACUUUUGGAAGAGGUGGCACAAGGAAAUCCUCACAUCAAUGCAGCAACGCAAAAAAUGGCAAAAGGAUCAUUCCAACAUUCGAAUCAACGAUCUCGUAUACAUCCAAGAGGACAACGUACCUCCCCUCAAAUGGCCACUGGGACGAGUAAUCAGCGUUUCUUAUGGAGAUGACGGCCGAGUACGAUGUGCAAAGGUGAAGACACAACAUGGUACAUGCGAAAGGGCAAUCACACGCCUAGCCGUCCUACCAAACGGAGAUGAUGAAGAUGCAGUUCUGAACAGAGUUCAGAGGGGGCAGGAUGUUACUGCGAGGUCACACUGUGACGACCACUAA